CCGUUUUUUCGUUUCGCUCGCCGCAAAACCCAAUCAAAUCAAAUCCACUUUCUUCUCUCUUGCUUGAAUCAAAAGUUUCAGAGCGAGUGUUUCAAUGGCGAUGCCAGUCGUAGACACCGAGUAUCUGAAGGAAAUCGACAAAGCUCGUCGCGAUCUCCGCGCUCUCAUCUCCAGCAAGAACUGCGCCCCAAUCAUGCUUCGCUUGGCGUGGCACGAUGCUGGGACGUAUGAUGUUAACACGAAGACUGGCGGUCCUAAUGGCUCGAUCAGGAAUGAGGAGGAGUAUACUCAUGGCUCAAACAAUGGUUUGAAGAUUGCAAUUGACUUUUGCGAAGACAUAAAGGUUAAACAUCCAAAGAUUACAUAUGCAGACCUUUAUCAGCUUGCUGGUGUUGUUGCAGUUGAGGUCACUGGGGGUCCAACCAUUGACUUUGUUCCUGGUAGAAAGGAUUCAAAGAUUUCUCCAAAGGAAGGACGACUUCCAAAUGCUACUAAAGGGGUUCCACAUUUGAGGGACAUAUUCUACCGGAUGGGUUUAUCUGACAAGGAUAUCGUGGCACUCUCAGGUGGCCACACUUUGGGAAGGGCACAUCCAGAGAGAUCAGGUUUUGAUGGCCCCUGGACUAAGGAACCUCUGAAGUUUGAUAAUUCGUUCUUUGUGGAGCUGCUAAAAGGAGAAUCAGAGGGGUUGUUGAAACUUCCAACGGACAAGGCUUUAUUGGAAGAUCCUGAAUUCCAUCGCUAUGUUGAACUGUAUGCCAAGGAUGAGGAUGCAUUCUUUAGAGAUUAUGCAGUAUCACACAAGAAACUCUCUGAAUUAGGGUUCACCCCAGGUUCCUCUGGUUCCGGGGCAGUCGUGAAGGAUGGUACUGUAUUGGCACAAAGUGCCGUUGGCGUUGCUGUUGCUGUUGCCGUGGUGGUCCUGACUUACUUGUAUGAAGUUCGAAAAAAGAUGAAAUAAAAAGGGCUCUUCUAAAAUCACUCUAUUGAGUUUAUAUACAACACCUGUAUGAUUUCAUUAUAGGAAUGAGCAAUAUCUACCAGAAAAGGAGCUGGACAGUUGAUGUUUUUUUCUUCAUUUUGGUGGUAGUCAUAAUAAUACAUACUUGGUGGCUUUAAAUAUGCUCUCUGCCAACUAGAUGAAAGAUACUAGUUUACUUUUUCUCCCCAUGUUGCAGGUAAAUAUUAGAUUGCAUGGAUGAUAGGAGUUUAUUUAUUUA
Messenger RNA from Camellia sinensis, 1220 nucleotides. Its product is annotated as L-ascorbate peroxidase 3. Gene Ontology annotation, molecular function: heme binding; peroxidase activity. Gene Ontology annotation, cellular component: chloroplast. Gene Ontology annotation, biological process: hydrogen peroxide catabolic process; response to reactive oxygen species; cellular response to oxidative stress. Lineage: Eukaryota; Viridiplantae; Streptophyta; Magnoliopsida; Ericales; Theaceae. The record is from RefSeq and is a predicted model, not a curated record.